Messenger RNA from Zingiber officinale, 2476 nucleotides. RefSeq names its product E3 ubiquitin-protein ligase WAV3-like. The transcript is spliced from 4 exons. Lineage: Eukaryota; Viridiplantae; Streptophyta; Magnoliopsida; Zingiberales; Zingiberaceae. The record is from RefSeq and is a predicted model, not a curated record. Bases 713 to 2161 code for a protein of 482 amino acids. Gene Ontology annotation, molecular function: metal ion binding.
CAGAAGGAGAGGAUAAAAUUAUUGUUCUGAAAUUACGGAUUUAAAUAAUGAAAAUAGUCUUUUGUAAUGUUUGACUGUGUAUAAUAGAUUUAAUAUGAUCGGCUGAGAAUUGAUGGAGUAAACAUCUAUAUAAAGGACUGCUGUGUCCAAUGUGAUUUAUUGAAUUGCCAGUAUGAUUGGAUUCUUUGAUGAGGCUCUGUAUUAACGAAUGUGGUCCGAUUUGUUUUGGAAAAAAAAAUGACAAACCAAGUAAUAUCGAACCUGGACGAUCGAUUUUCAUUAGUCGGGGUAAUUGCGAAGCAUGUGUGGUGGAUGGUCUAAAAAUUUAGUAUUAUGUGGUUAUGUAUUCUAUUUAGUUCAAAAAAUUUGAUAAAUGCGUUGUCGUUGGGCAUAAGACAGAUUCGUUUUGUGAUUCAUAUCGAAAUUUGCAUGACAGAAAGUUCAGAAUAAAACUUGACUUUUGACAGUUCUCACCGGACCCUUUUCACACUUGCCAUGGGCGGUAGGUUUAGGUCUUCUAUGUCUUGAAACAGGGCAGGGCGCCUAGGAAACGGACAAGGAGGCAGCUCGGGCGGCAGUGGGGCUCCUCCCCUUCUGCGGAGCGCAAUACGAAGCUGCAGAGUAAAGCAACCACCACAGGGAGGCUCAAAUCGAGUCGCGAAGAUAUCAAAAGGGAGCGGUGCAGCUUUGCUCCCCGGCGGCUGUCGUGUCCAUGGGCGGAGGCGCAUCGAGGUGGAGGAGAGCGGCGAAGCGGAUCGGCUUCCCCUGCGGCGCUUCCUUCUCCAAUGACAUUCCUCCCAGAACAAUCUCAAGCUCGGCCGUCAGUUUGAAAACGGAGGAUGAAGAAGGAAAGCCUGGGGAAGGGGGAACAGGAUUAAAAGGUGCUUAUGAUAAGAGAUUGUGUCCCAUUUGCUUGGAGCCUCUUAGCUGUGUCGAUGGAAGUACAGACCCUGCGAGCAACCAAAAGAUCUUCACCGCUCAAUGUAUGCAUGUUUUUCACUUUCAAUGCAUUGCAUCCAACGUUCGGCACGGCAGUGUCACAUGCCCCAUCUGUCGGGCACAAUGGUCACAGCUCCCGCGAGAGUUAACCAUACCCUCCAUCAACAACUCCGAUCCCAUUCUCCGUAUCUUGGAUGACUCAAUUGCCACUUCCCGCUUCAACCGUCGAUCCUUCCUCCAUACCACUCACUACAAUGAUGAUGACCCUGUUGAAUUUGAAGCUACCACUGAAGCUGGUAACCGCCGCCUCCGCCUUACCAUCAUUCCUGCGCUACCACGAACAGCUUUGUCUCCAAGGCAGAACACUUCGCCGAAUAGGCAGAAGAGGGCUUACCUAUCGGUAAAACUCUCUUACCAACAGGCAACUGAUCUUGUUCUCGUCGCAAGUCCAAACGGUCCUCAUCUUAGGUUGCUCAAGCAAUCCAUGGCCCUUGUUGUAUUCUCUCUUCGGCCAAUUGACAGAUUAGCAAUUGUCACCUACUCGACCACUGCCACUCGUGCGCUUCCUCUCCGUCGGAUGUCUUCUCAAGGGAAGCGGGCAGCACUACAAGUCAUCGACCGCAUAUUCUACCUCGGUGAAGCUGAGCCUGCUGAAGGUCUCCGCAAGGGCCUCAAGAUACUUGAGGACCGGGCACACCACAAUCCACUGGCUAACAUCCUCCAUCUCUCGGAUAGCCCAACCCGAAGCUACGUAUGCAGGGAUCUGCAAUUCCCUAUCCCCAUUCACAGAUUCCAUAUCGGUUUUGGAUUUGGAAUGUCUAAUGGGUUGGCGAUGCACGAGUUUGAGGAGUUCUUAGCUAGGUUGCUUGGAGGCACAAUAAGGGAGACCCAAUUGAGGAUAGGAGCUGAAGGUGGGUGGAUAUCGUUGGGAGACCUGAGGGGUGGGGAAGAAAAGAGGAUUCCACUGGACUUGGCAGAUGACUGUGGGUUCCUUUCCGUUAGCUAUAGCUACGUUGAAGGAGGUGUGGAACAAAGGCUAAGCACAGGAGAAGUGGUGGUUGGCACAGAGAAAAAUGACCAAAAUGACGGCCGUCAGUCUGAGAUUGGAGGGAGCGAUCCCGGCAUCAGCACAGGAAGUAGUGACUCUAUCCAGAGGUGGGGGUACCUUGAUCCAUUCAUGGCUCGAAGAUGGGCAAAGCAUCUGCACGGAUGUAAGGCAUGAUCAUGUUAAUAUGUGUUUGCAGCUGUAAGAAGGCUCCACUUCAGAUGCCGGGUGAGGUUCAUCAGUCGAGUUACUUGAAAGACUCAUCUCGACUCUCAUAGAUCGCCAUGGUUUUGGACAUCGAGAUCCUCAUCUUUGCGCAUCACCGCAUGGUCUAUCAUCGCUGUGUAAGAAGAUACUUUGAUAUUCUUCUAUUCUUUUUUCGCCUCUUCCUGACACCAUUUUUAACUAUCAACAGUGUGGAUAUUGGUCUGUUUAAACUUGUUUUAAAGCAGUAAUGAUUUCCUUCCAAGUUGUGGCAGUGUAUUUUGAAUA